This is a messenger RNA of Apodemus sylvaticus (European woodmouse), 1218 nucleotides long. Its product is annotated as histone PARylation factor 1. Gene Ontology annotation, molecular function: poly-ADP-D-ribose binding; histone binding. Gene Ontology annotation, biological process: regulation of protein ADP-ribosylation; DNA damage response. Lineage: Eukaryota; Metazoa; Chordata; Mammalia; Rodentia; Muridae. The coding region runs from base 70 to 1110 and encodes 346 amino acids. Gene Ontology annotation, cellular component: nucleus. The record is from RefSeq and is a predicted model, not a curated record. The transcript is spliced from 8 exons.
GAACCCGGAAGCAGUAGCGUACGGUCGGAAGCGGCGGGAACGCUGGCCUAGGCGCGCUGCGGCUGCGGGAUGGUCGGAGGUGGCGGGAAGCGCCGGCCGGCCGGGGCGGGGCCGCAGUGUGAAAAGACCGUUGAGGCGAAGAAGAGUAAGUUUUCUGAAGCUGAUGUCUCCAGUGAACUUCGCAAAGAAGUUGAAAAUCUUUAUAAGCUUUCCCUGCCUGAAGAUUUCUAUCAUUUCUGGAAGUUCUGUGAAGAACUUGAUCCUGAAAAACCAGCUGAUGCACUUGCUACAAGCCUGGGUCUUCGGUUAGUGGGUCCUUAUGAUAUCCUUGCUGGGAAACAUAAAAUGAAGAAAAAACCCACAGGCUUGAACUGUAAUCUUCACUGGAGGUUUUACUAUGAUCCUCCUGAGUUCCAGACCAUUAUUAUUGGAGAUAAUAAAACUCAGUACCACAUGGGGUAUUUCAGGGAUUCUCCCGAUGAACUUCCUGUAUGUGUGGGUACAAAUGAAGCAAAGAAAAAUUGUGUAAUUAUUCAAAAUGGAGAUAACGUGUUUGCUGCCAUCAAAUUAUUUUUGAUGAAAAAACUCAAAGAAGUAACAGAUAGAAAGAAAACUAGCAUUUUGAAAAACAUAGAUGAAAAACUCACAGAAGCAGCCAGAAAACUAGGAUACUCACUGGAACAGAGAACCAUGAAGAUGAGACAGAGAGAAAAGAAGGUUGUGACAAAGACUUUUCAUGGUGCAGGCUUGGUUGUUCCGGUAGAUAAAAACGAUGUCGGUUACCGAGAGCUCCCUGAAACGGAUGCUGACCUUAAGAGAAUCUGCAAGGCAAUUGUUGAGGCUGCAAGUGAUGAGGAGAGACUGAAAGCCUUUGCUCCCAUUCAGGAGAUGAUGACUUUCGUGCAGUUUGCUAACGAUGAGUGUGAUUAUGGCAUGGGGCUGGAAUUAGGAAUGGACCUCUUUUGCUAUGGCUCUCAUUAUUUUCACAAAGUUGCUGGCCAGCUUUUACCUCUUGCGUAUAAUCUAUUGAAGAGGGAUCUGUUUGCAAAAAUCAUUGAGGAUCACCUGGCAAGCCGAAGUGAAGAGCACAUAGACCAGCUGGCAGGGUGAGCGGGCUGCCGGCACCGCAGUGCUUUGAGGGGACCGGCGGCCGGGCCUUUGUGUUUAAGGAAUGGAGAAAUAAAUAAUGGAAACUUUAUUAAAAACUUUAUAAUACGG